AUGGAUACCGAAUCGCCACCGAUUUCGUCUCCUGAUUCACCAUCACAAACUUACAACAGCGUGUCCCGUCAGCGUUUUGUCUACAAGCCAAGAAGAUUGCAUUUUUUCAAAGAGAAUGCGGUUAAAGAGCGGCCUAUCGAUUCAACAACGCCAUCAGAGAGUGCAAUGGACACGGAGACAAGUGAAGUUCCACAAGAGCAGCAAACUGGUGAAACAGGUGACGCUGGUGACAAUUAUCCAAUCACAUUAGUGGGGUCAGACGUGGGUCAGCAGCCAUCGGACACUGGAAAUGUAGUCCAGGAAGAUACCUCUUCGAUCGAGGGUAGCAUUCCGCUUGAAGCGGUUCCAAGCAUGGAUGUCACACCAGUGGAAACUGAAGGCAACGACAAUCUCAGCGAGGUUUGUUGGAACAGU
This is a messenger RNA of Ostertagia ostertagi, 414 nucleotides long. Lineage: Eukaryota; Metazoa; Nematoda; Chromadorea; Rhabditida; Trichostrongylidae. The record is from the annotation of a GenBank genome assembly.